AUGGCCGUCCAAGAACCAUUGGUUCCGCACCAUCAAGUGUUUCUUAAUUUCCGAGGAGAGGAGCUUCGUGACGGUUUCGUCAGUUAUCUGGAGACUGCAUUGAAAAACGCUGGGAUCAAUGUGUUCAUAGACAAAAAUGAAAUGAGGGGAGAAGAUCUAACCGUUCUUUUCCGUAGGAUCGAAGAAUCAAAGAUUGCGUUGGUCGUGUUCUCGAGAAGGUACAUGGAAUCAAAAUGGUGUUUGAACGAGCUGGUCAACCCAAUUGAGUUAGAAGAACUUUUCUAUGAUGCACGUGAGAUUCAUAGCAAUGUGCAGACUCACAUUAUGGAGAAAUGGAAGGUGGCAUUGGAGUGUAUUAAGUCAAAGAUGGGCUUGACUUUGAAGGAACAGAGUGAGGCCGAUUUCGUCAAGGAAGUCGUGGUCGAGGUCAUGAAAAGGCUCAGCACCAUUCCAUGUAGUAUGGAAGGAGAAGAGAAAGUGGCUAGUCUCUUUGGAAUCGAACAUCGGAUCAAGCAAGUCGAGGAAAAGUUUGGUUUCGGUUACAGCGACGAAACUAGAAUUGUGGGAAUUGUUGGGAUGCCUGGUAUUGGCAAAACCACUCUCGCAACGGAGCUGUUCAAGAGGUAUCAAAACAAGUUCAUUCGCUGCGUGAAUUUUCUGAAGAUCCGUAAGGAGACGGAUGCUGGCCAUUUGAGGAUGACGUUCCUUAAAGACUUACUUCCGAAGACAAAGACAAACAUAACUGAUAAGACGACCUUCUUUGCUUUAGGGGGUUUCAAUCCCGAGAUGGGAGAUUAUAUGAAAAUGUCUAGAGUGUUUGUGGAUUACGUUAGAGGCAACCCAAAAGCUCUCAGAGAAUUGGGUAAGGAACUUUGUGGGAAAGGGGAGACGCUCUGGAAAGCACGGCUUAAUACAUUGACAACAUGUUCCAACAAGAGCAUUCAAGAUCUGUUGAAGAUAAGCUAUGAUGAGCUUAGUGAAGAGGAGAAGGAUGCGUUCCUUGACAUUGCGUGUUUCUUCAGAUCAGAGGACGAGUUUUAUGCGAGAGAAGCUUACUGGAUCAUGGGGAUCAUGAUGAUGAGUCCUCUGAAGGUGCCAGAUACCGAAAUUGUGACAUCUGUGAGAGGCAUUUUUCUAGACAUGUCUCAAGUAACGGACAUGCCUUUAUACAGUUGGGUCUUUGCCAAAAUGUGCAAUCUAUGGUACCUUAAAUUCUACACUUCUACUUGUCCUCGAGAAUGUGAAGGCGACUGCAAGUUAAAUUUCCCUGAUGGACUUUCAUUACCUCUGGAAGAGAUCCGGUACCUGGACUGGCUGAAAUUCCCGUUGGAGGAACUUCCAUCUGACUUCAACCCCAAGAAUCUUGUUGAUCUAAGGCUGCCUUACAGCAAGAUUAAACAAGUUUGGAAAGCUUAUAAGGAUACACCGAAACUGAAGUGGGUGGAUCUUAACAACUCGAGAAAGUUGCAGACGUUGGCAGGGUUCUCAAAGGCCCCAAAUCUUUUGAGACUAAAUCUUGAAGGUUGCACAAGCCUAGAACGUUUAUCUGAAGAGAUGCAAACAAUGGAAAGUCUUGUUUUCUUGAACUUGAGAGGAUGCACAAGUCUCUCGCAUCUUCCGCAGAUGAAUCUGAGUUCAUUGAAAACUCUUAUCCUCAGCAGCUGUGCAAAGCUUUAUAGAUUUCAGCUAAUUUCCGAAAAUCUAGAAUCUCUCUACUUGGAUGGAACUGCAAUAGAGGAUCUCCCUUCAGACAUUGUGAAGCUUCAAAGACUUGUCUUAUUGAAUCUAAAGGAGUGUAAAAGGCUGAGGAGUCUUCCAGAGUGUAUAGGAAAGCUUAAAGCUCUUGAAGAACUGAUUCUCUCUGGCUGUUCAAAUCUCGAGACUUUUCCAAAUGUUGAAGACAGCAUGGAAAAUUUCCGGGUUUACUACUUGAUGGGACUUCAAUCUUAG
Messenger RNA from Brassica napus (rape), 1950 nucleotides. Its product is annotated as disease resistance-like protein CSA1. The transcript is spliced from 6 exons. NCBI's taxonomy places the organism in Eukaryota, Viridiplantae, Streptophyta, Magnoliopsida, Brassicales, Brassicaceae. The coding region runs from base 1 to 1950 and encodes 649 amino acids. Gene Ontology annotation, molecular function: ADP binding. Gene Ontology annotation, biological process: signal transduction; defense response. The record is from RefSeq and is a predicted model, not a curated record.